This is a messenger RNA of Colletotrichum scovillei, 4119 nucleotides long. RefSeq lists its product as uncharacterized. The coding region runs from base 1203 to 3524 and encodes 773 amino acids. The transcript has 2 exons. NCBI's taxonomy places the organism in Eukaryota, Fungi, Ascomycota, Sordariomycetes, Glomerellales, Glomerellaceae. The record is from RefSeq and is a predicted model, not a curated record.
CAAACUCGCAACGUGGGUUGAGCUUGGCAUGAAACGUCGCCCAACGCCGCAACGUCGACGGUUUCAGAUGCAGCAGCUCCCGUGCGCUUCAACCACGUUCCUUGCAUGUCCACACCUUAAUCGACGCCCCGAUUCACGUCCCGGUUGCUUUCUUUAGCAACAAGCUACAGCCACCCUCCCUGUUCUUGGGUGCCGUGUCGCGAGCAGAGUGGGAGAGGAACCAAGUUAACCAACUGUAGUUCUUGGUCCUAUACCAGACGGAUCUACGCAUAAGCCAGGUUUGCCAGGGCCCCACAAGGGACGCGCAACCCCUUCUCACACUCUCGAGUCUCUCUUCCUCCUUCCCCUACCAACGAGGCGCUGAUCCCAUACGCUCUGAUACAGCUGCGCGAAGGCUGUCUUGCCUGUGCUGCAGAUUCGUCCGUCCAGCUGGCGUCCCGGCUGUGGCGGGUAUCCGAAGGAUCAUCACCAAGGUCCUUAUUUUUCGGAUAUCGGAACGCGAUGGGUCUGGAAUACCACCAAGCUCUCGUAUGGUCUCAGUAAGGCCGGUAUGAGCGAUGAGGUUGGGUCCAACUCCUGAAUACGGGACCUGCCAAGCUCAUUCAAUCCAAACGAUACGAUGAUGGGCUUGGAAGCUGGGGAAGGGAUGGAAGAAGCACUUCUUCCGCAACAACUUGAGGCUCAUUGGCCCCUUGUCCCCGGCUUGGCGGCUCAAGGCAAAUCCUUGCUCGCUCCCCGCGACGUUGGGAGCUGAGACAGUCUGGCGUGGGAAUGGUGGACAGUCAAGUCAGAGCCAAAGAGGCAAGGAGGCUCGGCAGUCCCCGAACCCUGGACAUCCCAACUCAGGCCGACUGCUUGCCUCUCUCUCCGCAGAUCAGCCCGGUCAACCACCCCCCCGCUGCCGACUUGUCGGUCCCAUCUGCUCGCUCUGUUGCAUGAUAUGUGAGUUUUUGAGUCUUCUAUACGUCCAACACUCUGUGCAGGGAGUUGGCUUGUUUGAAAGUAAGGUCUGAGCCGGUGUCUGGACAUGGAAGCAAAAACGUCACUUGCACAAUUUUGUUCCCUUCUUUAUAGUAUUAACCUUCGCUGCUCCCCUCUCUCGCGCUCCCUCUUGCAUUCGAUCUUUUUCUUCCGCUAGGCCAAGUUUCCAUCACCAGAUGUUUUUGUGAUACCCAGAUACCCAACUACUCACUCCGGCAAUCAUGGAGCGAGCACACUCUCUACUCACCAGCACGACACGAUCCAUCAGCAGCAGCCGGUCCAGCACCCGUUCAUCCCGCUCAAACUCAUUAUUCCAGUCAACCCCAGGACAGGAGAAGGGGGAGUUCUUUCUCCCCGCGCCAGCCACUACGAUCCCACAACCGAAACUCCGGGUGCGCGCGAUACUAGGCCAUUGCCUGUAUCGCAGGGUUGUGAUAUGGACGGUGACAAUUUCUAUGCUGAUCGCGCUCGCGUACCUGAAUACGCCACUAUACACUCGAGAUGGAAAGAUUCUAGGAGAUGAUUACAGAAUAGGUGGAAUGGGCGGCGACCCAAAGAAGCAGGGAAGGCCGGCGCCACCAGAGGAAGAUCUCAUUAUCGACAGUGACAUGCCGCCAUGGCUUAAGUUCAAGCAUCUCAAUGGCUACUUCAACGGUCUGAAGUCUAUCGUUCCCAUUGCCAACCACACACCUGAAUAUCCCAACAACUCUUUUCCGGCACCCGUCACCACCGUGCCGAUUUACCAUGAUACCCCUCCUACUCCCACCCCUUACGCAGCUCACCCAAACUACGCGUCUACUGAGUAUCAGAGAGAUUACCACCCUGUCAAGGAAUGUUUUGUCGAUGAGGAAGACAAGAUCGCAGUCCCUGACAUUUGGGCAUUUGAUGGUGUCCCCCAAAACCAGCCCGAUCCCGCCAUCGGCUCUCACACCGUGCUCGGCCUACGCAAUGACGUUUGUUUCGAUCGAUUUGGCCGCUACGGCCCCUACGGACUUGGUUACGACAUUCGCGAGGGAGGCACUUCUCAGGGUCAAGAUACGGAGCAAGAGGGAGCUGACGUUAUUUGGACCAAGACUGGCAAGAUCGAUUACAGCCGUGUUGAUUGGGGUGUUGCGCAAGAUCGAUGUAUCGAACGCAACAGCGCCCGCUUCAAUAAUGGUACCAAGCAGAGCACGUACGACUCGAUUUACAGUGAGCCCGAAACAAACGAGACGGGAGUCAAGCAGAUUGAUCGAAUUGCCGUUGUCGUCCGCACCUAUGUCGGAUUCGAGUGGACACAGCUCGCCAUCGUCAACUUCCGCGCGAUGAUCUCCGAGCUCUCCCUCAAGUCUGGUGGCGAGUACAGCGUUCACUUCCUUCUCCAUGUGAAGGAUAAUGAGGCUGCCAUCUGGUCAGACCCCUCAGUGGUGCAGAGCAUCCUCGAUGCGAACGUUCCCACCGAAUUCCACUCGCUCUGUACUCUCUGGUCAGAGGCCGAGAUGAAGCUUUACUACCCGGGUCAUUUCGCCGACGCCAUUGAGAAUCCCUCGAACGGAGACAUUCACGGAGUCUACCGCAGCGCCCAGAUGCCCCUUCAGGUCUUCGCCCUUCAGCACCCGGAAUACGCCCACUUUUGGAACUGGGAGAUGGAUAUGCGCUACAUUGGCUCAUACUACGAAUUGCUCGACCGCCUGGGAUCCUGGGCUAAGCAACAGACUCGCACCCUUCUCUGGGAGCGAUCAUCCAAGUACUACAUCCCCGCCGAGCACGGUUCAUGGAACGAAUUCGCCAGUGUUGUCGAGAGAGAACUCAACGCAUCUGGCCGCCGCGCCAUCCUGGGCCCCCAAAUUUUCCCCGGCCGCAUGUCGCUGAAGAGUGAGGAGGCUGGCCAUUCCAUUCUGCCCGCUUCCUGCGCCCGCGGUGGCAACCCUGACGAGUGUGGUGUUGGUGAGGAAGCCGACCUCAUCACAUUGAAUCCCCUCUUCGACGCCGACGAAUCCGGCUGGGUUUUUGCCAAGGAUGUCACUGGCUACGAAAUGGUCUUUGCUCCGCCACCGCGCCGAUGCUCCAUCGUCACAGCCUCACGACUAUCUCGCCGACUCUUGGCCGCCAUGCAUGAGGAGAUGUGGCGUCUGCACCACAGCAUGUUCUCGGAAAUGUUCCCCGCCAGCAUGGCUCUCCACCACGGCUUCAAGGCGGCUUACGCACCUCACCCGGUAUUCCUGGAUAGAGCAUGGUACCCCUUUAACACUAUCGAGAAGGCCUUCAACGGCGGCCGCGAUGGCACUACGGGAGGUCACGGCAGCCCCUUUGACCUCAAGAACGAGCACAACCACAAGGGCACCAGCUGGUACUACAACUCGGAGUUUGCCGGUCUCCUCUGGCGCCGAUGGCUCGGAUACCCCCAGAUGGACGGUCGCGGCGGUAACGGUGGCCGCGCCGGCGAGGGCACAUUACGCGGAGGCCAAGAUGAAGAGUCCCACAAGGACAGCUCUGGACGCUUGUGCAUGCGCAGCAUGCUGCUGCACCCGAUCAAGUGGGAGAACCCGAUUGAGCGAAAUUAAAGCGCGCCUUGGAAUUUUUGAUAUUGUUAUCAGGCAUUGAACUGUCGAUGAAAGUUUUGCCGUCAUCGAGAUGACAAGCGGAAAGCGUGUUGCAAUGCCGUAAGGUUUCCUUUGGCCCUGGCUUGCAAAAGUUUGUUUCUUCAUGUUGUUACACCCACCCCUUUUCUUUUGCAUUUACAAACAACCUGGCUACAUAGAGUGUACAUAUCGAGAGAGACUACGACGACACAGUACGGAUUGGGAGGUUAUACCAGCCGGGGGAUUUUACGGUUCACAACCCACACAAAGCGUUUGAUUCUUCUUUGCAAGAUGAGAAACAGGAUCGUCAUUCCGUGGGAGAGAAACAACACACUACGCAAAAAAGAGCGCUGGCAAACGUUUCGUGGACGAAAGCGUGGAACGAACAAAAAACAUCUUUUUUGUAUAUAGAGCGCAAAAUCAUCGCUCUUUUCAACAUUUUCAGAGCAGUGUUUCUAAACAAGGACUCACACAUUCACAUACUCAACUCUUGAGGAUGGCGAGAUAUUGCGACGGCGUUUGGGGUAAAUUGGAUGAGCUUGGGGCCCAGGGAUUUAGGUUUUGGUGUUUUAUGGGC